AUGGUGGCAUGGGAUACCAGCAUUUGCAUUCCCGCAACGGCGGCGGUCAUGGCCGGGACCUUUCUGUCAGGUAAGCGGUUGGACACCGGCAUCUCCAUCGCUUCUAUCUUGACAGAUCUAACUUCGGGACGAUCAGGAGCAAUGAUGAGUCUCUUCCUCCUGACAAUCCCGGUGAUUCAAGAUAGCAGUACAUCGACGACACAGCUCUUACGCCAGUGGAAUCUUGUCUUCUACAAGGGACACAUCCAGGGGCCCCUGAUAGCUAUCGCAACGGGGACAGUCCACAUCUUGACUGCUUGGAGAUCUGGCGAGCGCUUAUUCGCAGUUUCGGGUGCUAUCACCGUCAGCAUGAUUCCAUACACUUGGAUCUUCAUGCGUGGUGUCAACGACGCACUUUUUGCAGCAAGUGAGUGGGCGGACGAGAUCAAGGAGGGGAAAAGCGAGAAUUUGAGGCAGCUUGUGAACUCAUGGAGCCGCUUCAAUGCUGUUCGGGCAUUGUUCCCUCUUGCUGGGUCGAUUAUGGGCAUGAUUCUUCUGCUGGGGCGAUAA
Messenger RNA from Lecanosticta acicola, 549 nucleotides. The record is from the annotation of a GenBank genome assembly. Lineage: Eukaryota; Fungi; Ascomycota; Dothideomycetes; Mycosphaerellales; Mycosphaerellaceae.